This is a messenger RNA of Diaporthe citri, 291 nucleotides long. RefSeq lists its product as uncharacterized. NCBI's taxonomy places the organism in Eukaryota, Fungi, Ascomycota, Sordariomycetes, Diaporthales, Diaporthaceae. The record is from RefSeq and is a predicted model, not a curated record. The transcript has 2 exons. Bases 1 to 291 code for a protein of 96 amino acids.
AUGCCUGUGCCUAUGACGAGAGAAAAGGUCUGGGCGCUGGCCACAUAUAUCCAGGUCAACAAUAUCUUCGGUGUGGAAAUCAAGCUCCCUGGUCUGGCAGGGGAGAAGAAGAAAUAUGUAGAUAUGACCAAACAUCCAGGCGCGCUGGCAGGCGGGUCCCCGCACCCGCAGGGCAGCGCACAGAGGGAGCGCGGCCCACUGCCGACAGCUCCCGACUGGGCGCCCGUGCCUGGGAACGUUGCGCCCGAUGUCGUCAUCCCAAUCUCGUUGGGAGAUGCGAUGGCAAUCUAA